Momordica charantia (bitter melon) is the source of this 1460-nucleotide messenger RNA. It is a transcript of the gene RHL2, whose product is annotated as Spo11/DNA topoisomerase VI, subunit A protein. The record is from RefSeq and is a predicted model, not a curated record. Gene Ontology annotation, molecular function: DNA binding; ATP binding; DNA topoisomerase type II (double strand cut, ATP-hydrolyzing) activity. Gene Ontology annotation, cellular component: nuclear chromosome. Lineage: Eukaryota; Viridiplantae; Streptophyta; Magnoliopsida; Cucurbitales; Cucurbitaceae. Gene Ontology annotation, biological process: reciprocal meiotic recombination; meiotic DNA double-strand break processing; meiotic DNA double-strand break formation.
AAACCAAUUAGAAGCCCUAAAGAGCCCAGAACUCAGUUGUCAUUUUCCCGCUUCUCCCAGCCCUCAACUCCGUCGCUCUUAUCUCUCCCUCCACUGCCAUGGCUGACAAGAGGAAGCGCCGGCGAUCUGAACUCAAUCCCGACGAUGAAGCUCAACUUCCCUUCAAGAAUCGCCUCAAACCUGACUCCGCCAUUCUUCAAAUUAUCAAAGAGUUCGGCGACUGCUCCACCGCUCCUUCUUCCUCUUCAUCUAAAACCCUCGAAGACCUCGGCCUCUCCUCCACCUGCCGCGAGGUCACCGAUCUCUCUCUUUCGUCCGUGCAGUCCACAAUUGAAUCCCUGAUCCUCAAAAUUGCUCGCUCCAUUCUUUCCGGCAAUGGUUUUGCCUUCGACGUUCCUUCUCGAUCGGCGGCCAACCAGUUAUACGUUCCGGAGCUUGAUCGGAUCGUGCUGAAGGAUAAGACUGCCCUGCGCCCCUACGCCAAUAUAUCCACCGUCCGGAAAUCCACCAUUACUACUCGCAUUCUUCAGCUUGUCCACCAACUCUGCAUGAAAAACAUCCAUGUAACCAAGCGAGAUCUGUUCUACACAGAUGUGAAGCUCUUCCAGGAUCAGACUCAGUCGGAUUCGGUGCUUGAUGAUGUUUCUUGCAUUCUCGGCUGUACUCGGUCAAGUCUCAAUGUGAUUGCUGCGGAGAAAGGUGUGGUAGUGGGAAGACUCAUUUUCAGUGACAAUGGGGAUAUGAUCGAUUGCACUAAAAUGGGAAUGGGCGGAAAAGCCAUUCCACCAAAUAUUGAUAGAGUUGGAGACAUGCAGAGCGAUGCUUUGUUUAUACUCUUAGUUGAGAAAGAUGCCGCGUAUAUUAGGUUAGCCGAGGAUAGGUUUUAUAAUCGAUUUCCUUGUAUAAUUGUGACUGCUAAGGGACAGCCAGAUGUGGCCACGAGACUGUUCUUGAGGAAGAUGAAGAUGGAGCUGAAGCUUCCAGUGCUUGCGCUUGUGGACAGUGAUCCAUAUGGGUUGAAAAUUCUCUCUGUCUAUGGCUGUGGAUCGAAGAAUAUGUCGUAUGAUAGUGCUAAUUUGACUACUCCAGAUAUCAAGUGGCUGGGAAUAAGGCCCAGUGAUUUGGACAAAUAUAAGAUACCGGAGCAGUGCAGGUUACCCAUGACAGAGCAGGAUAUUAAGACUGGGAAAGAUCUGUUAGAGGAGGAUUUUGUCAAAAAGAAUCCUGGUUGGGUUGAAGAGCUCACUUUAAUGGUGAAGACAAAGCAGAAGGCUGAAAUUCAGGCAUUGAGCUCGUUUGGGUUUCAGUAUCUGUCAGAGGUUUAUUUGCCAUUGAAGCUGCAGCAGAAGGAUUGGCUGUGAACUAAGGGCUUGGUAGUGUGUAUUGUAAUCAAUUGUUGAAUUUCUGUUGGAACAUAAUGAAACUUGAGCAAUGAUCAGAUAUCGUUAUUUCUGACCGAA